UCGGUUGAUUACAAGAUUUUGAGCUCGCUGCCCGUUCUUUAUUCCUCUAUCUAUAUUAUUUGAUUUAAUCCAGAUUACUUGAGUUACAAACCUGGUAAAACGCCUUCAACCGGAAUGUAAUGUAAAACUACUGCGAUGGAAAGCGAACGUGAUAUACACUUUGACGACAUUUUCAAACAUAUCGGACAAUGUAAUCAAUAUUUUUUCUUUUCCUAUAUAAUCGUCAGUUUAUGCGUGAUGUCAAAUGCUUGGAAUUCUCUAGCGGUUGUAUUUCUGUUCCCUGAAACAGAUUUUUGGUGUCAAGUUGACCAGUUAGAUGAACGGUGUUUAGAUCUAAAUUUAACAGAAGUUGAAUGUAUUUUACUGAAAAACGAUUACCGACCAACAGACCAGAGUAGCACUACGUUAAACGAAGGGCAUUGCAAUCAAUAUAAUUUCACCGACUACAAUUUUAGUAUCAAUGCAUCUUUGAGAAAUGUAUCCAUUCAUAGCUGUAACAGUGGGUACGAGUACGAUACUACUCAAUAUAAAACGUCUGUAACACAGGAGUUUGAUUUGGUUUGUGAAGAUGCGUAUUUAGUGCCUCUAGUAAUCUCGUUAGAUUAUAUUGGUGCACUGGUUGGGUCUCUUAUAUUUGGAAAUUUCUCUGACAGUAUGUGGACGACGCCUUUCCUAACUAAAGUCUAUGCUCUAUAUCGCUUGGAUCGUCAGAACAAUACACGUGGUGGUGGAUUGAUGUUCCUGGUUACUGAAAAAUAUCGUUCUAGAAGAUUAUUUGAAUAUGAUAUACCCGGCAAUGAACUAUUAUGGAUUGAACUCAAGGCAUCGAAUACUAAAACAUGUAUAAUUGGAUUGUACUAUCGACCACCUAAUUCCAAGUGCUGUGAACUUGUUGGUCCAUCAAGGCGGUCUUUAGCCGGGACGUUCAUCUCAGUUCAGUGGUCAAUUGGAUACAUGGUAGCCUCAUUGUAUGCAUAUCUUAUACGCAAUUGGCGAUUUCUUAUUCUGGCGAUGGCAAUAACAGAUAUAAUUAUAUGGAUUAUGAUAUUCUUUUUUGUUCCUGAAUCUCCGCGAUGGCUCCAUUCUGUAAACGAAGUGGACAAUGCAGAAAAAAUAUUGAAAAAGGCAUGCAAGUUCAGCGAAGACCCACAAGCAAAUUUUGAUGUCUGCAAACAAUUUUGCAGGCAGAACGGCGAAGAUCCUACGCCAGAGAAUAUUAAGACUCAGCAAUGGUCGUCAACUUUCAAAUUUGUUAACAUAUUACGUCUGAAAAAUAUCCGAAAGCGAUUUCUAAUGAUCGCGUUCAUAUGGUUCGUCAGUACUUUAGUUUACUUCGGGAUAUCACUGAGUGUUGUCAAUCUUGGAGCAAACGAAUAUGCUGCCAACGCUUUAGCUGGUUUCGUCGAGAUUCCAGCUGUGUUUCUUGCCUGGAUUUCGAUUGAACGCUGGGGACGCCGAAUAAUUCUAAGUGCGACAAUGAUACUUGCUGGAGUAGCUUGUGCAACUACCUCGUUUAUAUCAAAUCAUAUGUGGGUUGCAACACUCGGAAUGGUAGGUAAGUUCUGGAUCACUGCAUCAUACACACUUAUCUACAUAGUUGCCGCCGAAAUUUACCCAACACCGAUAAGAAAUACUGCAAUAGGAGUGUCGUCAAUGAUUGGUAGUAUCGGAGCAAUCAUCGCUCCACAGAUCCUUUUCGCUGGUGUCAUUUUUGAACAGCUCCCAUAUCUCAUCUUUGGAGGUCUAGCCAUCGCUGCUGGUCUUGUCAUGUUAUUGCUUCCGGAGACACGUGGAUUAAAUCUCCCUCAAACUUUGAAAGAAGGAGAAAAUCUGGGUAUGAAUAUUUCUCGUCAGACAGACGAAACGUACCAGGAUGAGAUAGAAUAAAUUAUGUAACUUCUCAUUUACAUCUAUUCCAAACAUGGAAUUAAUGUCCUGUUGUAAUGUAUACGAUCGUCGUCCGAUCUAAUAAUAAAUGUCUGUUGUACGUCUGCUAUGGAAACAUUGAUAAUAGUGCAUUUAUCCACACUGUGACAGAUUUGUGUGAAUUGUCCAUAUGAGGGCAUGAUGAUGUCAUGUCAUACCCAUAUUGGGGCAAAUCACAUGUAUUUGCCACAUAGAAUUUGAUUGUGGGAACCAGGGAACAGUAAAGUCAUUGUUCCCUCGUGGGAACAGAGCUUUAUUUGAUGUGAUUUCCAGCUUGAGUGAAUAGUGUUCAGAUUGCCACUCUCACUAGAUUUUCAUAGAUGGUUAAAUAUAUGUGAGCAAAAUGCGCCCGUCAAACGGCAAGACUACUUUUAUAAUAUUCAGUGUCCAACAAUUAAACACGUUCAGUCAUUAAAAGCACUUCAAAACAAGAUUCAGUCCUAAAGACCGAGGUGGCUUGACAGAGAUGACUUGCACCUCUAUUUAAGAAGUCUAAAAUCCAAAUAUGAACUGAAUAACGCAGGGCUGCCGCCAGCGAGGGCCCUUGGCCAAAACUCUUAUGUCGGGGAGAACUGGCCUCUUCUCUCGGGGAGAAAAACGGUAAUUCGUCGUGGGGACAAUGUAUAUGUAUUUUCUACAUAUUAGUAGACUCUAAAAUCGACGAAUAAGCUUUUGGAACCUUUAAGCUCUCUUAUUUUUUCGAGGGCUUCUCCCCCGCGAACACUUUAGAGAGAUUUUGAGUGAGCUCGACCACGCCCACUUUUUCUCGUCAUUAGAACAGUAGAACAGGAACCAUCUCAGAUCCAUGGCAACAGAUAGGACGCCCUCUUCCAAAAUUGAUUACUUGUUCUGGAAAAUCAACACUUCGAUUUGUUACGCGUAAAUCGCGGAGAACGCUAUCUUGUGUUUAUAAGAUCUUUGGUUCAGACACAACGACUUACGCUAGCGUAACGUUAAUCGAGUGGUGCAAUCACUGAC
This is a messenger RNA of Anneissia japonica, 2904 nucleotides long. Its product is annotated as organic cation transporter protein-like. The coding region runs from base 136 to 1887 and encodes 583 amino acids. The transcript has 10 exons. Gene Ontology annotation, biological process: transmembrane transport. Gene Ontology annotation, cellular component: membrane. The record is from RefSeq and is a predicted model, not a curated record. Gene Ontology annotation, molecular function: transmembrane transporter activity. NCBI's taxonomy places the organism in Eukaryota, Metazoa, Echinodermata, Crinoidea, Comatulida, Comatulidae.